GGAGUGACCGCGCGAGCCGCCAGCCCAGCCCAGCCCCCGCUCCCCUCGCGCCGCGCCGCGUCUCCUGCUCUGGUCACCCGCGCUGAUUAAUUAAUCAUGAUGGGGCUGCUGCUGUUCCUGCAUUUAUCUGGGGCGGACGGGGCCACCGGCUCCAGCCGCAGCACUGUGGGGUGAAGCGAGCGCUCGCCUGCCCCCCGCUCCCUCCAGCAUCUGCUCCAGCUCCCAGCCCGGCAGACCCUGACGCCGAGGAAGCGCCGCUCUCUAUGGCUCCGGAGGAGAUGACACCAUUCCCAGUGCAGCCACUUCAGAACAAAUCUUGGGAUAGGACAACAUGAUGUUUGAUUGGAGGAGAAGAACAAAGAAAAUGGGGAUGCUUCAGAAAGUUGUUUGCUCACCCCCAGUUCUGUCAACCAGCUCCUCAAGUGGGGAAUCGCCUAUUAUUGAACUAAUUUUUUGAACUAAUUAUUCUCCACAUGGCCUUCCUCCUGGUGUCAGCUUAUCUUUUGCUGACUCACACUCAGGGUGCUCCUGUUGAGAAUGAGGCACUGCUGGAGACGCUGAAGUCGCAAGUAGGAUUUUUCAGUAAUAAAAGUGAACACUAUUCUGCACAGGUGAGACCUCCUGGCACAAACCGACGAAUACCUCAGACGAUCAUUAUAGGAGUUCGCAAAGGAGGGACCAGGGCCUUAUUGGAAAUGUUGGAUAUUCAUCCUAAUAUUGUGGUAGCAACUACAGAAGUCCACUUCUUUGACUGGGAUGAAAAUUAUGUUAAAGGAAUAGACUGGUAUAGGCGUCUGAUGCCAUUUUCUUAUGAAAAUCAAAUUACUAUUGAGAAAACACCAGGCUAUUUUACCUCACCACAGGCUCCAGAAAGAAUUCAUGACAUGAAUAGCUCUAUUAAACUGCUGCUUAUUCUAAGAGACCCCACUGAGAGAGUAAUAUCUGAUUAUACCCAAGUAUAUUACAACAGACUAGAAAGUCACAAGCGUGUUCAGCCCUUUGAAGAAAUUGUUAUUAAAAAUGGAGCACUUAAUACCAAAUACAAAGCUAUUCAGAGAAGUCUCUAUGAUAUCCAUAUGGAAAAGUGGCUUAAGCAUUUCAACUUAGAUCAGAUUCACAUAGUGGAUGGCAAUACUUUAAUCAAAGACCCUCUUCCUGAGUUACAAAAAGUGGAAACAUUUCUUAAUCUUCCUUCCAGAAUUAUGUCUUCAAAUUUUUAUUUUAACCAAACCAAGGGGUUCUAUUGCAUUAGAAGUGAUGGAAGAGAGAGAUGUUUACAUGAAUCCAAAGGGCGUCCCCACCCUGUUGUCAACAACACUGUUUUAGAGCAACUUUACUCCUACUUCAGAGAGCACAAUGCAAAAUUUUACAGAAUGGUUAAUCAUUCGUUUGACUGGCAUUAAUACAUUUGGAAUAAAUGUUUCUUAAAAUGUCCUGAAAUAAACUAUUUUCAAAGUUACCUUUUAAACUCUCUGAGGUAGCUCAGACUGAAAACUUCAGAAGUUGUUAUAUUGAAAACAAAGCUUUCAUUGGGGAUAGUUAUCCAUUAGCAGCACCCUUUAAACAUGGGAGAAAUAAGUUUGAUAUAUUUGUGUAUAACUACUGUGGGCCAGAAUUUGAUUUCAGUUUCACUGCUGCAAAUCCAUUAAUUUCAGUGGAGUAACUUCAGAUUUACACCUGUAUGACUGAGAUCAGAGUUGAGUCUCUUUGGAAAAAUGAGACUGCUUUAAGCAGUGUACAAAAUGUAGAUAGUUGAAAUGGUAUCAUUCUAACUGUUCUGUAAUUUUUGUUCGUAGUAUUUUUUAUGUCAUGCGCCAUGAUAAUGACAUUGAUUUCUAGAACUUUCAUACAGUAGAAUAAUGACAUAUGUUAAUACAGGGGACUCCAAAAGUGCUUCCUUUAAACAAUUUAAAAUCUGUGAAAGUAGCUAUUAUUGUAAAGUACUUCCUACUUAAAUAACUAACAUAUGAUAAAGGGGCUCCAGUCCAACUCUGGUUUUGAAUACCUACCAGCUUGCUCUGUAUUGAGGCUCCUUCUAUAUAGAAUGUUAGUAUUAAACAACACACUUAUUACUUGGUGCAAAAUCUUCAAACUGGUGGAGAAAAUUAACUAUUUGGAGAAACUUAAAAUUUUGGGGUUCAGGAUGCAAUCCGACAAGGAUCCAAAACACCCUUGGUUUACAUAGCAACAUUGAUCUGCUUAAUAAAAAGUAAAUCUGUAAACAAAGUCAUUAGCUGUCAGCAAUUGUACAAAUGUUUAUUUAAUUACAUAAAUUGUCACUUUCCUCUUGAAUGGAAAACAAUUUUUCAUCAAUACUACCUUAUUGUUUGUAUUUCUGUGACUAAUUGUUCUAUUGCUCUUUUAGAUUUAGUUUACGUAUCUAAGUUGACACAUUGUUUACUGAAAAAAUAUUAAUUGCCUGCUCUCCAAAGCAUGGAAUAACUUUUCUUUGUAAUUUCUAUUUGCAAAUCAUGAGAUGUACUCAGAGUUUAAAGAAAUUUCAUGUAACAUGUAUAUAAUAUUGUAUAUCAGUCACAAGUUAUCAGAUUCAAGAUAUCAAGUAUGAUUUACUCAGAUUUUCUAUAAAAUCAU
This is a messenger RNA of Mauremys mutica (yellowpond turtle), 2592 nucleotides long. Its product is annotated as heparan sulfate glucosamine 3-O-sulfotransferase 1-like. The transcript has 3 exons. Bases 474 to 1403 code for a protein of 309 amino acids. NCBI's taxonomy places the organism in Eukaryota, Metazoa, Chordata, Testudines, Geoemydidae. The record is from RefSeq and is a predicted model, not a curated record. Gene Ontology annotation, molecular function: [heparan sulfate]-glucosamine 3-sulfotransferase activity.